AUGGUCUAUCCCAAUAAUAAUAAUCCAGGAUAUAAGCUUCAACAUGAAGCAAACUGCUAUGGACUACCAUACGGAUAUUUUGGGCUGGUUUGCUGGGCCCUAUCGAUCCUAGCAAUUUCGUUAACGUACGCCAAUUUCACACUAUUCGCUUGCUGGCGAGGUUGCCAGCCUUAUUAUAAGUCACAGUCAUCAUGGAUGGCAGUUAUCGCAGCCGCUAUGACGUUGGGACCAACCAUUUAUACAUGUUUUCACUGUUCUGGGGAUUUGGCAGUGUUGCUGCUUGCAGUCGGACAGCUUACACCAUGGAGUUUCAAGAUGCUGAAUGAUGGUGCUAGAGGCAGUCAAACAGCAAACGCACCCAUCAAAACACCAUCUCAUUCGAAAUCUUCGUCUACUAAUGUGAAUACUAGUUAUUAUCCGGGAAGUGAAUGUGGUGAUAAUUCUGAUGCUGGUAAUGCUGAAAAGGCGAUUAAAGGACCCACGGAUGCUGACAAGUCAAGAGACAAGUUCUAUACACUUCUAGGAGGAUUU
This is a messenger RNA of Paraglomus brasilianum, 531 nucleotides long. NCBI's taxonomy places the organism in Eukaryota, Fungi, Glomeromycota, Glomeromycetes, Paraglomerales, Paraglomeraceae. The record is from the annotation of a GenBank genome assembly.